Molecule: messenger RNA, 1464 nt
Organism: Symbiodinium pilosum
Lineage: Eukaryota; Dinophyceae; Suessiales; Symbiodiniaceae
Source: the annotation of a GenBank genome assembly
AUGGAGGACUUAACAGAGAAGGUGGACCAGAUCUUGAGUGAGGUGGCAACACAAACUUUGCCGGCAGCCAAUGGGUCACGGUACAAUGACAGCAAGUCGCUCCUGGCCAAGCUGAGGGAUGGUCGAGAUCUGCAGGUGGAACUUACAGCAGAUAUGCUGUUGGGCAUCAGUGAGGAUGACAAAGACAAGUUGGCGGAGCAGCUCAGGACCCAAGGCCUUGAUGUGGAGGCAGUGGAAGUUCCCAGGCCACCGCAGGCCAGCCACACGUUGCAGUGGAGCGAUGCCAUUUCUCAGGCCUUUAGCAAGGCUUGGUUGUCACGGGUUGACGUCACGGACUUCUGCGAGAUGGUAUGUAAGUGCGGAGAGCGCUUGUUGAAGCUGCGACGCUACAAGUUGGCCUACCAGGAGGUCUUCUUCCGAUACUGCGAUCGGGCUGUGCAGCUUCGAGCAGAGAUUAGCAAGAACCAUCUUGGCGAGACACCGUCUAGGAAGAUUGCAGUGUUCUCGCGGUACGUCCUGGGCGCUUCAGCGGCGCUGUUUCUACAAACAGUUCACCGAGAUGACGCUGCAAGAAGGCCGGUAGUGGUUGACAUCCUUCGAGAUGUUUUGCGCGACAUCCUGCAGUCAGUCCAAGUUUUGUCUGGUCAGCCAGAGGCGGUCCGCGAGGAACUAUAUUGGUGCCUGUAUAAUAGUAGCCUGCUGACUAUGCGCAUUGCUAGAUGGCUGCGGCUUCAUGGCUUCGCCCAGUUGUGCGUUCAACCUCUUUGGCUGAUGGUGGAGUCCAUGCACACUUGCCUUCCUCUGAUGGCAGUGUACAUGGUUCCCUUCAGAUCUCGAGUCAUGCUGGAGCUGGCGUAUUGUGCCGAGUCUGCCAAGCAGCUUGGCGAGGCAUUGCGUCUCUGUGACGUGGCUCAAGAGCAUAUUGAGAAAGCCAAGAAGCUUGAAACCAUGCUGCCCCCAGUCCCGCCAGAGACGACCAAGCUUUUCGAGGCUGCGUGCAUGAAUCGGAAUUGGGCUCAUGUUUGUAGACAUCCAGGGCAGGAGGCAGAGGUCAUCAACGCUGAGGUGGAUCCACAGGUCAUUGAUGCCGGGCAUGGCGUGCAUAUUGGAAAAGACUCGCUGGCUGAAAGGAUAAGGUCAAUUUUCGACCGCUUUGACAAGGAUGGCGGCGGAACUCUCGACAGGCGCGUUCGAAUCGCGACCCUUGCGCACGACUUGCGGUUUUGCGAGUGGAUCUUGACGGACAUGGGUGAGGCCACCAAGGUCAUGCGAGCUCUGAUCAAGGCAACCAGUGAUGCCCUUGCCACAAGUGUGAGAGAAGUAUUCGCUCGGUUCGACCAGGAUGGUGAUGGGAAGCUUGAUCGGAGUGAGCUCUGGAGGGUUUUCAAGACUUUGGAUGGGCAACUUCGCAUAGGGGAAAUCAUUUCUCUGAGCACGCGGCCGAGCUUGUCCUGCCUGCAGUGA